GGAUCCUCGGGACCCUUCCGGUCUCCGCGGCCAAUCCGUGCACGGCGGAGCGGGCGGACCGACGGGAGCGGAGGGAGCUCCGGGAGCCGCCGCCGCCGCCGCCGCCGCGCAGGGGCGUGGAGGGCAGGGGCGGCCCAGGCCGCAGUUGCAAACAUGGCUCAGAGCAGAGACGGCGGGAACCCCUUCGCCGGGCCCGGCGAGCUUGACAACCCCUUUCAGGACCCAGCUGUGAUCCAGCACCGACCCAGCCCGCAGUAUGCCACCCUUGACGUCUACAACCCUUUUGAGACCCGGGAGCCCCCACCAGCGUAUGAGCCUCCGGCCGCGGCCCCGUUGCCUCCCGCCUCGGCUCCCUCGUUGCAGUCCUCCAGAAAGCUCAGCCCUACAGAACCCAAAAACUAUGGUUCCUACGGCACCCAGGCCUCAGCUGCAGCAGCCACAGCCGAGCUGCUAAAGAAGCAGGAGGAGCUGAACCGGAAGGCCGAGGAGUUGGACCGGAGGGAGCGGGAGUUGCAGCACGCCGCCCUGGGGGGCGCAGCCGCUCGACAGAACAAUUGGCCCCCUCUACCUUCUUUUUGCCCAGUCCAGCCCUGCUUUUUCCAGGACAUCUCCAUGGAGAUCCCCCAAGAAUUUCAGAAGACCGUAUCCACCAUGUACUACCUCUGGAUGUGUGAGUAGUGACAAGCCUUUUCUGGAGGAAGAGUGCUGGUAGUACCUUUACGUCUUUCCUGCCCCAGUGCCCACUCUCCGAGAACUCAGCAUUUCAUCUCUGCUCGACUUUUGAGGGUUUUUUUUGAUGUUUAUUUUUGAGAGAGAGUGUGAGCAGGUGAGGGGCAGAGAGAGAGAGAGAGA
Lynx canadensis (Canada lynx) is the source of this 852-nucleotide messenger RNA. It is a transcript of the gene SCAMP3, whose product is annotated as secretory carrier membrane protein 3. The transcript is spliced from 5 exons. The record is from RefSeq and is a predicted model, not a curated record. Gene Ontology annotation, cellular component: recycling endosome membrane; trans-Golgi network membrane. NCBI's taxonomy places the organism in Eukaryota, Metazoa, Chordata, Mammalia, Carnivora, Felidae. Bases 154 to 678 code for a protein of 174 amino acids. Gene Ontology annotation, biological process: protein transport.